Haemonchus placei is the source of this 489-nucleotide messenger RNA. Lineage: Eukaryota; Metazoa; Nematoda; Chromadorea; Rhabditida; Trichostrongylidae. The record is from the annotation of a GenBank genome assembly.
AUGGCGGCAUGGCGCCCACCACCUCCAAAUAGUAACAGUGCCGUACCUCCAAAUCCUCAGGCUCAAGCUCAGAUACUCAUGCAAAUGGCUCAGGUACAGCAACUUGCUCAUGCUCAACAACAAAUGCGUCUUAAACAGCAGGCUCUUGCCAAAAUCAUGCAACUACAAGGUCAUCAACAAGCUGUUGCUGCAGCCACAGGAAUGCAGGUCCCCAAUGUAGCCGAGCGUAGUUCGCAGAGUUACCCUGGCUCGUCAUCGUUUGGUGCAGCUUCUGACUUGUCCGGUCCCAUUCAAAGUCCACUAGAGAAGCUACUCGCCGCAGCUGGCGUUCAACCAUCGCAAUUCACUGGUGGAUCACAGGAAAGCAACUCGUUCCAGAGCACCUCUCAAGGAGGUGUCGGGCCGGUCGGAGCGCGCAUGCCACCACCUUCUGUACGUCCGAUGAGCCUCGAAGAAUUGGAGCGCAAACUCACCGAGCAAACUAAGUGA